Molecule: messenger RNA, 3968 nt
Organism: Paramormyrops kingsleyae
Lineage: Eukaryota; Metazoa; Chordata; Actinopteri; Osteoglossiformes; Mormyridae
Gene: kcnj9
Product: potassium inwardly rectifying channel subfamily J member 9
Biological process (GO): regulation of monoatomic ion transmembrane transport; potassium ion import across plasma membrane
Cellular component (GO): plasma membrane
Molecular function (GO): inward rectifier potassium channel activity
Source: RefSeq, a predicted model, not a curated record
GAGUGAUUUAUACAAAUUGGAAGAGGGAAAUUUUUUGUCACACACUCGGUAUGGGUAGCCUAAGGAAUUUUGCAGUAAUAACGAAUUAGAACAGCAAUAAGAACAACAUACACGACAUUAAUUUAAUUGUAUUAAUGCAACCAUCGUCAUAUAAGUAAUAUGACGCGUAAGGGAAAAAUCGCAGUUACCGGAAAAACUUCUGUACAGUAUAUAAUGUUACAGUAAUGUUAUUUUGGGGUGUUAUACAAAACACUUUAUUUUAAGCUUGAGGAGCGUCUGAGCGUGUUGGCUUGCCAUAGUUCGUGACACAACAUCCUGCUAGGAGAUCAAUUGUUUCUGGAGCGGUGAGACGCGAUGCGGUUCCCGACCCGCCCGAUCCGCACUCCACCGUCCACGGAGGGCUUUUUCCGAGCCAGAACCUGAAAUGGCCAUGACCCUAUUAAUGAAAAUCGGAGUAACGCGUUAACGCGACACUCGUUUAAAAAGGAUACAACUAAUACGAGAAAAUCUGGGAAGGGGAUACGGCACAAGCUAUAAUUUUACUGGAGCAACAGCUGCAGGGAGAAGAGCUGUAUGGUCAUGCAUCCCGCGUUCGGCCUGGCAGUGACGUGCACAGGGCAUCGCCUCGACAGGGACCUGGGACCGGCACAUGGAAACUUGGCCAGAGAUUUAACUGAAGAAUUUUUGCAGUCACUGAUAUUGAACCACUGUGAUACGUUAUAACGAUUGUCAGGGUCAUACAGAAAGGAAAAACAUCAAAGCUAAUUGUGCUGCACAAACACACGCAAGCAAACACACACACUCUCUCACCCAAUACACACACACACACACACACGUUGGUACACCUGCUAGCUUAUUGGUUCCUCCCUACCUGCCACACAGGUAAUCUCCAGCACACACACCUCCAAACACGCAUAGACACACAAUUCCAAGAUGGCCCUAGAGAACUUCACCUCCAUCCCGGAGUCCAUCUCCCUCCCCGUCACCGAGAAACGGGAAGGGCCCACGGACGAUGCGCCGGAGCCGUCUACGCCCGCGGGAAUCUUCAACGUCUCCGAAGAACUGGGGCACGUCGUCACCACGGAGACGGCGCCACCCUCCAAGGCCUCGUCCAAUAACAGAGCGUUCCAGGCAAAGAUGGCUGCCCGAGAGGCUCAGGCUGAGGCGUAUCAGCAGCAGAAGAAGGCUCAGGGAGCCGGGAGCGAAAAGGGCAAGUUUGGCUGGGGGCGCAACAAGCGGAAACGGCAGCGCUACGUGGAGAAGAACGGCAGGUGCAAUGUCCAGCACGGGAACAUGAGGGAGACGUACCGGUACCUGACGGACAUCUUCACCACGCUGGUGGAUCUCAACUGGCGCUGCUCGCUCUUCGUCUUCGUCAUGGCCUACGCCGUCACCUGGCUCUUCUUCGGGGCCAUAUGGUACCUGAUUGCCUAUUGCAGAGGUGACCUGGACCACCUGGAAGAUGAGACGUGGACGCCGUGCGUCGACAACGUCAACGGCUUCAUCUCCGCGUUCCUCUUCUCCAUCGAGACGGAGACCACCAUCGGGUACGGCUAUCGGGUCAUCACGGACCAGUGCCCUGUGGGAACCAUGCUGUUGCUGCUGCAGGCCAUUCUCGGAUCCAUGGUCAAUGCCUUCAUGGUGGGCUGCAUGUUCGUGAAGAUCUCGCAGCCGAACAAGCGCGCAGAGACGCUGGUCUUCUCCCGAAAUGCUGUCAUCUCUCUGAGGGACGACCGACUGUGCCUCAUGUUCCGUGUCGGGGACCUGCGCAGCUCGCACAUCGUGGGCGCCAACAUGCGAGCCAAGCUCAUCAAGUCCAAGCAGACUCAGGAAGGGGAGUUCAUUCCUCUGGACCAGACAGACAUCAGCCUGGGCUUUGAGACGGGAGACGACCGCCUCUUCCUGGUGUCUCCGCUGGUGAUCUCGCACGAGAUCGAUUCCCGCUCGGCCUUCUGGGACAUGUCGCAGGCGCAACUGGAGAAGGAGGACUUUGAGAUUGUGGUCAUACUGGAGGGAAUGGUAGAAGCCACUGGCAUGACGUGCCAAGCCCGCAGCUCCUACCUGGCUGAGGAGGUCCUCUGGGGUCACCGCUUCAGCCCCAUGAUGUCGCUGGCUGAGGGCUUCUUCGACGUGGACUACGGGGCGUUCCACCACACCUUCGAGGUGGACACGCCUUCAUGCUCGGCCAGAGAGCUGUCAUUGGCUGCCGCCCGCCUAGACGCCCAUCUCUACUGGUCGAUCUCUAGCCGCCUAGACGAGGAGAGGUGGGAGGGUCCCAAUCUCCUUGACCCUGUGGAGAAGCAGGCUGACAGUGGCUCAGCCAAUGGGAAAGAGGGUGUUGGGCCAAAAUUUGUUGUAGGCGGGACUCCAGAAAACCAGGACCAAUCAGGGCAGGGAGAGCAGAAUGGCAGUGUUACCACAGACCAAUCAGAGUCAGAAGCUUGAGAAAAAGGAAAAAAAGCCGACAACUAUUUAUUACAAAGAACAAGAUAGAACACUGAAAUAGCUAAAAUGCUAACUUUGUAUUAGGUACACAACGAAAUUAGAAAUCAAUAAAAAAAAAAUAGACAGAUGUAGCAAAGUCUGUUGUUUCCUAGUAGUGUAAAUGUUAUAUAAGAUUUUUUUUUCUGCUUAAAUGUACCUAAUAUACUUGUCGGGAGUUAGAAACUAUGGUAAUACAAACCUAUUUGUCUGCAUAAUUAGCAAGUAAGUGGUAAUUUUAUUCUGGCUGACGGUUAAUUUUGGAGGUACCAGGUAAUCAAUAGAGAAGAGUUUGCUGGCAGAGGGACACAGAGGCGGACGGAUUUAAAGGGCAGGUGCUGAGAAUCCCGGAGAGAGCUCAUUAUGGGGGAGUGACACCGGAGAGACAAGCUGAGAUGGAAAUGCCACCAAGUAUGGAAUUUGUCACAGAUUCUGUGAAUGGAGAUCCUGAUAGGGAACAGAUGGUGGCUCUCAACAAGUAUCCUUCAGAAGUAUAUACUAAUGGCUUUUCGCUGCAAACGCAUCUCGCAAGGAAACGCAUUAAUGGUCUUUAGAAAAAUAGACUGAUGGUUUAUAGAAUAACAGGCCGAUAAACACCACAGUGUCUCUUAAAACUUUCGAUAAUUGUUGCAGAUGCAGUUUUUAAAUGCACAUAUUUACACACCAUGGGUAUUCUGUAGGGCAAAGUGAGCAAAGAUAUCUUUCUCAAGUUUCUCAAUUUUUCAAGAUUUAUUGUAUUUCUGUAUACAAGCUGGCAGUUUGCCCUGCAACUGGAUAUUAUAUAUAAAAUGGGUAUUUUCACUUAAACAGAUCAACUAUCCAAGGAAAAACAUGUUAGUCGUCACAGUUAAUGCUUUUUAAAGUCAGCAUUGACUUGCGAAGGUACAAACCACACAUGUAUCGUGUAAAAAAAGAUGGAUUCUGAUUGACACGAUUAGCUUCUCUUCUCGUUGCUUAAAGUUUGUGAAAGCCGUUUUCUGGCGUUUUAAUAUGACUUAAACGUAUUAGAAAUUAGCGAUAUUUAACAUGGAUUCUAGAAAUUUUUCAUAUCGCUGCAAUAUAAUAUCUAUUUUUUUCAACUCUUACUGUUUACCUUUGUCUAUUUAUGUACCUGUUUAUAUGAUUUUUUUGAUGUGGUAAAUAUCUGCUGUGUGACAGUCGCACCCUCAUUAACACCCUGUCCUUCUGCUCGAGCUGAUUCAUAUUUCAUAAGCACUGGCUGCCAAAGCUGCUGCGCCCGCGGUGGGCUGUGUUUACUCUCACACUCGCUGCCCAAUCCAGGGGGAUUGUGGGUAAUUCAUAUUAGCCACCACUGUUCUCAGCUGGACCUCUGGGAUUACGGGUAAAUGUUCAGCUAUUAAUUUUGUCCUGACCUUUCAUCCACUGCCGGCCCCCGCCGCCACCCCCCAAUCACACGCCAAAUUACUAUUCCUGUCACAUUUGUCUCUACCUUACGAAGACGGUGUAAUAAAGGAUAACAUGAAACA